UUGUUUAGAAAGAUAAUGUUUAGUAAGAGAGCUGUAUAUUCCGAUUUGGAAAAGCAAAUAUUCCUUGAGAUUUUAAAAAAGUACAAACACGUAAUUGAGGCUAAAGGUACAAAUUCUUCUACAUUGAAAGAAAAGUCAGAAGCUUGGUUGUUAAUUAUGACGGAGUACAAUGAUUCUUCCUUAAUUUCUACUAAAAGAGACGUGCAACAAUUGAGAAAGUAUUGGUCUAAUUUAAAACAACAAAGUAAAAACAUAUUGACUACUGAAAGACAAUCAAGGUUUCUCACAGGAGGAGGACCACAACAAAAUAUUGACGAAGUUGAUCCUAAUGUUUUAGACAUUGUCCCUGAUUUAAUGACAACAGCACCAACUAUUUCUUCAAGUAAUUUUUCUACAAAAGAGUCUACAGAUCGACAAAGAGAAGUUUUAAAAGCCAUUAAGCAAAAUUCUUUAACAAGAAUUGAUCACAUUUCUAAUAGAGAACAUUGGGAAAAACAAAAAAAGGCUUAUCAUCCAAUACAUCAUCUAAUCAAUCAAUAUCUGAUAAUAUAAGUGAGAAUGUAAGUGACACUGUAAUAAUUGAUUUUGAGAUGGACGAUGCUGUUCCAAUAGAAAAAACUUUUAGUAAUGACUGUGGUGAGAAAAUACCAAAUAUUAUUCAAAAUAAAAAGCUGUUUGUUGUUAUUGGAACAGAUGUACAUAUUAUGAAAAUCAUGUUUAGAUACAUAUAUUGAAAAUGAAAAUACAGAUUUAUUAGAAGAUAUUAAGAAAAACAAACGUGCAAAUGUCAAUAAAUCAUGUCUCAAUUCAAAGAAGCAAAAAACGGAAAGAAUGACAUUAGUCUAUGAAAAAGAAAUGAAAUUAGCAGAUAUAAAAAUUAAUCACGAAAUAGAGAUAUGUAAACUCAAGAAAGAAAGAGAAGAGUUUAUCAAUAAAAUUACUGUGGAAAGGUUAAUCUUAGAAAAAAA
Solenopsis invicta (red fire ant) is the source of this 968-nucleotide messenger RNA. RefSeq lists its product as uncharacterized. The transcript has 4 exons. Bases 16 to 552 code for a protein of 178 amino acids. NCBI's taxonomy places the organism in Eukaryota, Metazoa, Arthropoda, Insecta, Hymenoptera, Formicidae. The record is from RefSeq and is a predicted model, not a curated record.